Nothobranchius furzeri (turquoise killifish) is the source of this 3293-nucleotide messenger RNA. RefSeq names its product gonadotropin-releasing hormone receptor-like. Lineage: Eukaryota; Metazoa; Chordata; Actinopteri; Cyprinodontiformes; Nothobranchiidae. Gene Ontology annotation, cellular component: plasma membrane. The record is from RefSeq and is a predicted model, not a curated record. Gene Ontology annotation, molecular function: protein-hormone receptor activity; peptide binding; G protein-coupled receptor activity. Gene Ontology annotation, biological process: cellular response to hormone stimulus; G protein-coupled receptor signaling pathway.
GGGCGAAAGCCCGGCUAUGAAAUAAUAAUGAUCUUAUAAACAGAAAUAGAUUAAAAUCUGAAAAAUAAAGUCAUAAAAUUAUAAUAUAAAACAAAUGAAAGAUGAUUACAAACUUGAGUUAAAAACAAGAAAACUAUAAAAAAUAUAGUUUAUAAAUGUAGCGUUGGAAAUGUCCACAUCAGUGUCAGAGGUCACCAGACAUUGAUUUGUCCUGAGCCUGCUUCAUCAAGGGUUAGCAGUGUGCUGUUCACCUCAAGACACAGGCUGACUGGUUAGUGACCGAAAGAAUGAGAUCACAGAUACGGGCAGCCAAAUGAGUUUUCUCUGAAGGGUGUCUGGACCUUAGAGAUAGGGUGAGAAGCUCAGUCAUUCGGGAGGGGCUCGGAGUAGACCCACUUCUCCUCCACAUUGAGAGAAGCCAGUUGAAGUGGCUUGGGCAUCUGGUCAGGAUACCUCCUGGAUGCCUCCCUGCUGAGGUUUUCCUUGAAUGCCAAAACUGGGGGAGACCAAAAGAGGGACCAAGGACACGUUGGAGGGACUACAUCUCGGCUGGCCAGUGCCUUGGGAUCCCCCCGGAAGAGCUAGGUGGCUGGGGAGAGGGAAGUCUGGGCCACUCAACUUGGACUGCUUCCCCCGCGACUCGACUCCAAAUAAGCGGAAGAGAAUGGAUAGAUGGCUGGAAGAUGCCAUCACGUAAUAUCGAUGCCAAAGAAGCAGGCAGUCACUUUGCUGCUGCCAGGAAAGUUAACAGUCUUCGGCAGCGUGCCUUCUCACACGCUGCCCCCAAACUCUGGAACUCUCUGGCCCUCCAUGAGCAUCGGGCACCUUCCCUUUGUAGGUUUAAGUCUGCCGUCAAAACACACAACUUUAGCCUGGCUUUUCCCACAACUGUCUUCAUGUGUCAGUGCUUCUCUGUUAGCAGCAGCUUGUGACAUUCCUCAUUACUUUUUAGCUCACUAACGUUACUCAGUUAGUUUUUACUUGUUUCUCUUUUAUCUCUUGUGCUUUUACUUGUUUUAUGGUUGGUUAACCUUGAAUGUAAUUAUGUCUUGCUUUUAUGUUUUUAGCUUUAUAAUUUACUCCUAUGCUGUCUUUGUUGUUGUGUGUGAGGCUUUUCCGUUUCUGGGUAAAAUAUGUCAUCUGUGAUUUAAAGAAGAAAUCAUUGACUGCAUUCAUGUUUUCAUAUUUCAGCUGAGUUGUACAACAUGUUUGUUCCUUGAUUAUAUAAGUUGUUAGUAUGUUCAGUACCAGUUUCUUUUUCUCUGCUGAUGUCUAAGUAUCUUUUAUGGCUAAUUUCCUCUUUUUGCUUUGAUUCUGUGACCAGUUCUGACGUCUGAAGUUGAAAAGGAAAAGGUUUCUUAUUUAUGCAAGUGGCAGAAAAUGAACAGCUGUCUGUGCGGCCCUGCCAUCACCAUUUCCAAUGUGGUGGCAGACCACCAGGCCAACAUCAGCUGCAACUGCUCCUCACCCGUUUCCAACUGGACAUCCGGGGACGAUGCCCUGCUGCUGCCCACCUUCACUACCGCAGCCAAGGUCAGAGUCAUCAUCACCUUCAUUCUCUUCUGCGUAUCAGCCUUUUGCAACCUGGCCGUUCUGUGGGCGGCACAUUGUGACGGGAAACGUAAAUCCCACGUCAAGGUCCUGAUUAUCAACCUGACAGUGGCCGAUCUGCUGGUGACCUUUAUCGUGAUGCCUGUGGAUGCUGUGUGGAACACCACAGUCCAGUGGCUUGCUGGAGACUUUGCAUGCCGGUUUCUGAUGUUCUUCAAGCUGCUGGCAAUGUACUCCUGCGCUUUUGUCACAGUGGUGAUAAGUUUAGACCGGAAGUCUGCCAUUGUCAACCCUCUAGCUAUCAAUACAGCAAGAGUGAGGAACAGAAUCAUGCUUAGCGUGGCGUGGAGCAUGAGUGUGGUGCUGUCCGUCCCUCAGAUCUUUCUAUUCCACAUUGUGAACAUCACCCAUCCUAAGGAGUUCACCCAGUGUACAACUCAGGGAAGUUUCAUCGAUGGAUGGCACGAAACCGCAUACAACAUGUUUACAUUUGCAUGUCUGUUCCUGCUGCCACUGGUCAUCAUGAUCACCUGCUACAGCAGGAUCUUCUAUGAGAUCUCAAAACAGCUGAAAAGGGACAACUUGACCUCCACUGAAGUGCGUUUAAGAUGUUCCAAGAAUAACAUUCCCAAAGCCCGGAUGAGGACUCUGAAAAUUAGUGUGGUGAUAGUUUUGUCCUUCAUAAUUUGUUGGACUCCGUACUACCUGUUGGGCCUGUGGUACUGGUUCUUUCCUGAUGACCUGAAGGAUAAAGUUUCCAACUCACUGACCCACAUCCUGUUCAUCUUUGGCCUCCUCAACGCCUGCCUGGACCCGCUAAUUUAUGGCUUAUUCACCAUUUACUUCCGGAAACGGCUUCGGAGAUAUUAUGGCACAGAUGCCUCGAAGCUGGAUGCAGAAAAAAACACCAUUUUAACUGGAUCUUUUACCUGCAGUACCAAUUUUCUGUCACUUAAAAGAGAGCUGAGGUGCUCCAGCCAGGAGAGACUCAUGCUUUAUGACAACAGUAGAGCAGAGCCAUUAUCUGCAACCAGCAGUUUCCUGAUGGAUGACAAAGACCCUGAGAGCAUCUUAUGAAAACCCCCUGAAGGUCUUGUGUUUAUCUGUACGGCCUAACCCUAACCCCUAACAGAAGAAAACACCCUCCAAAAAUGUGCUGGUUUGUAUUUUCUGGAAGAGAACAAUGUUCACAAGUCCACGCUGAUCUCACAAGCACAAUGCAAACUGCCAAAGAAAGAUGGGUGUUUGCAAAAUGUCAUUCGUGGUUAUCUUGAUCUGAAUGUGGUCGUGUUAAUUUGAAGCUUAACCACCAAAUUAUGUAUUGUUUAAAAUGUUAAAGGUAAAAAAAAAAUCAAGAUAAAACCACACAAGGAAAAUGAGCAACUGGUACUGGAAAUCAUUGUGAAAAAAAAUUGUGACAUCAGCUGAGGGAGUCCCGAUAGCUUUAUCCUGAGAAAAACAUGGACUGUAAUGAAACUUUAAAUGUUUAUAAUUCUACUUCUGAUGGACCAGAACCAUAAAGUUAUGAGUUGGCUGCACACCCCUGAGAGCAGAGACAAACCAGAGGGAGAGACCAUCGGGCAAAACAGAGAGAUUGUGGAGAAGCAGCGGGGGAGCAGCAGGUGAGCUAACGAUGUUAGCUUAAAUUUGUGUGCUAGCAUCACAAUAUAGUACAGAUUACUAUCAUGUACCAGACAGUUAAAGUAGUAUCGGUCAGUUAAUAUAACAUUAAUACUAAUCAA